Molecule: messenger RNA, 333 nt
Organism: Phytophthora infestans T30-4
Lineage: Eukaryota; Oomycota; Peronosporomycetes; Peronosporales; Peronosporaceae
Exons: 3
Coding region: 1-333 (110 amino acids)
Source: RefSeq, a predicted model, not a curated record
AUGCUCACUUCUCAACAUUGGUAUUGUCCGUUCAGUCCCGAUAAUAUCGUUCUGGCCAAGUGGUGGCUUCUUUCCGACAAUCAUCUAGCCACGACGCUAUUUUUCACGAUCGUCACACAACAACAACUGGCAGCUUGGGUCUUCAGCUUCGGAUCUCGAUAUCGAGCCUCUGGAUAUUUACUUACUUCUUGUGGUACGAAUGUGAUGGUGCUGCCGGAUAUUCCCAUGCCACUGACGUUUAGAGUGCAGUACUUUGUGCUACUGGUUGGCAACGUAAUAACAGCUAUCCUGUUCGAAUACUAUGUAGUAUUGGGGCCUGUACGGGCUGGUUAA